Messenger RNA from Anneissia japonica, 1253 nucleotides. RefSeq names its product putative defense protein. NCBI's taxonomy places the organism in Eukaryota, Metazoa, Echinodermata, Crinoidea, Comatulida, Comatulidae. The transcript is spliced from 5 exons. The coding region runs from base 3 to 677 and encodes 224 amino acids. Gene Ontology annotation, molecular function: oxidoreductase activity, acting on metal ions. The record is from RefSeq and is a predicted model, not a curated record.
UAAUGUUUCUAUUUCAUUUAUUUUCAAAUAAUAAGACAAUGAGUAUGCAAUUGGCAACUUGUGUCCUUGUAAUGUUGAUGGGCCUGGUAUGUGGUUUUCCAUCUGGUCCUCCGGUUGGAGACUUUCCAAGUUUGUGCGCCAGUAUGACUCCACAGCACGGUAGCAGUAGUCCGACAACCGGCAGCCCUCCAUUCGAGAUAUCAGUUAGCAGCACCAACUUCACAAAAGAUAACGCAAUAACAGUCACUAUUCAAAGCCCAGGCAGCACGACGUUCGAGGGACUGUUUGUACAAGCUCGAGUUUCCGAUGCAGACUUUGCUACGAACAGCGCCAUCGGAACAUUCUCUUCGUUUAGCUCCAACACUGGUGGAUUGACCUGUUCCAGCAAUGCCAAUAGCGCCUGGGGUCACACUAGCAAAGAUAACAGAGCCUCGGCCAGUGCACAGUGGACAUACAGCGCAGGUUGUGAUGACAUUGGGCCUGUAGCAUUUAGAGCAACCGUCGUGGUAGAAUUGACUGAAUACUACGUUGAUAUCCGUUCGGAGAAUUUGCUCUUUGACAGAAGCAAUUGUCAAGACAAUGAUGAUGACGAUCCCGAUAAUGGUGCAGGAACGAUCACUUCGUCUAUGAUUAUGAUCGCAGCGAGCAUUAUCUGCUACAUGGUUCUAAUGAUUUAAAUGAUGGCUCACGAAUGGUUAACAGUCAAUAUCAUGCUACAUCAUUAUUGCACAUUACUACAAGUUCCAACAUUUUGAUAGUCAACAUCUGGUAUAUGAUAUAAUUGAAUAUAUGGUAUACGAUAUAUAAUAUAAAGUACAUGGUAUAUGAUAUAUAAUAUAUGGUAUUAGCCUAUAUAAUAUAAAAUAUAUGAUAGGCCUAUAUGCUAUAUGUUAUAUAAUGUAAUAUAUGGUAUAUAAUAUAUACUGUAAUGGUAUAUGAUAUGUAAAUUUAUAUAAAUGCAUGUUGUUGUUAGCCAUUCUUUGCUUGAACAUUUGGCAAGCAGAGUAGUAUAGUUUACGAUUUGCACACCUAACGUAGUUUAACUGUUUUGCACUGGUCUUCCAGUACGGUACUUAUUAAUAUUACUUUUAUAAUAACUUUAUAUCCAGAUUCUUACGUAGGCCAUGUUUGAGUGAUAAGUAAGAAUGUAUUGGCGAGUCAUGAUUGAGAAUUACAAUUAACAAUUGACACAAUACGGUACCGAAUGAUGUACAUUUUACUGAGUGGUGCCGCUUUAGCCAUACAAAAAAAAA